Molecule: messenger RNA, 3378 nt
Organism: Leptosomus discolor (cuckoo roller)
Lineage: Eukaryota; Metazoa; Chordata; Aves; Leptosomiformes; Leptosomidae
Source: RefSeq, a predicted model, not a curated record
AUGGACCUCAAAACUGGACGGGAAUUUGAUGUCCCCAUUGGAGCGGUGGUUAAGCUGUGUGAUUCGGGACAGAUCCAGGUUGUGGAUGAUGAAGGCAAUGAGCACUGGAUUUCACCACAGAACGCCAGCCACAUCAAGCCCAUGCACCCCACCUCCAUCCAUGGAGUGGAGGACAUGAUCCGCCUGGGGGACCUGAACGAGGCAGGAAUCCUCAGGAACCUGCUGAUCCGCUAUCGGGAGCACCUCAUCUAUACAUACACUGGUUCAAUACUGGUGGCAGUAAACCCCUACCAGCUCCUACCCAUCUACUCACCCGAGCAGAUACGCCUGUACACCAACAAAAAGAUUGGUGAGAUGCCACCACACAUCUUCGCAAUUGCUGACAACUGCUACUUCAACAUGCAGCGCAACAACAAAGACCAGUGCUGUAUCAUAAGCGGUGAAUCUGGAGCAGGGAAGACAGAAAGCACAAAACUGAUUCUGCAGUUCCUGGCGGCGAUCAGCGGCCAGCACUCCUGGAUUGAGCAACAGGUCCUGGAGGCAAAUCCCAUUUUAGAAGCUUUCGGGAAUGCAAAGACCAUCCGUAAUGACAACUCCAGCCGAUUUGGGAAGUACAUCGACAUCCACUUCAAUAAAAGGGGAGCCAUUGAGGGGGCAAAGAUUGAGCAGUACCUGCUGGAGAAGUCCCGGGUCUGCAGGCAGGCCCAGGACGAGAGGAAUUACCAUGUGUUUUACUGCAUGCUGAGAGGAAUGACGCUGGAGCAGAAGAAGAAGCUGGGUCUUGGCAAAGCCACGGACUACAACUACCUUGCGAUGGGUAACUGCACAACCUGCGAUGGCAGAGAUGAUAGCAAGGAGUACGCCAACAUCCGCUCUGCAAUGAAGGUCCUAAUGUUCACCGACACGGAGAACUGGGAGAUCUCCAAGCUGCUGGCUGCCAUCCUGCACAUGGGGAACCUGCAGUACGAAGCUCGGACCUAUGACAACCUGGAUGCCUGCGAGGUUGUUCAGUCAGCGUCACUAAUCACUGCAGCAUCGUUGCUGGAGGUUGAGCCUCAGGACGUGAUGAACUGCCUUACCAGCCGGACUAUAAUCACCAGGGGCGAGACUGUCUCCACCCCUCUCAGCAUGGAACAAGCGCUGGAUGUGAGGGAUGCUUUUGUAAAGGGAAUUUACGGGCGGCUUUUCGUGUGGAUCGUGGAGAAGAUCAACGCUGCAAUUUACAGACCUCCUUCCCAGGAACUCAAAAGUAUCAGGAGAUCCAUUGGCCUCCUUGACAUCUUUGGCUUUGAGAACUUCACUGUGAACAGUUUUGAGCAGCUUUGCAUUAACUUUGCAAAUGAAAACCUGCAGCAGUUCUUCGUGCGCCAUGUCUUCAAACUAGAGCAGGAGGAGUACAACCUGGAGAACAUCAACUGGCAGCACAUUGAGUUCACUGAUAACCAGGAUGCCUUGGACAUGAUUGCCAUCAAGCCCAUGAACAUCAUCUCCCUCAUUGAUGAGGAGAGCAAGUUCCCCAAGGGUACAGAUGCCACCAUGUUACACAAGCUGAACUCCCAGCACAAGCUUAACACCAACUACAUUCCUCCGAAGAAUAACUAUGAAACACAGUUUGGCAUUAACCACUUUGCUGGAAUCGUUUACUAUGAAACAAAAGGUUUCUUGGAGAAAAACAGGGACACGCUGCAUGGAGACAUCAUUCAGCUGGUGCAUUCCUCAAAAAACAAAUUCAUCAAGCAGAUCUUCCAAGCAGACGUGGCGAUGGGAGCAGAGACGAGGAAGCGCUCACCGACGCUCAGCAGCCAGUUCAAGCGGUCCCUGGAGCUGUUGAUGAGGACUCUCAGCGUGUGCCAGCCCUUUUUUGUCCGCUGCAUCAAGCCCAAUGAGUACAAGAAGCCCAUGCUGUUUGACCGGGAGCUGUGCGUCCGUCAGCUGAGGUACUCAGGGAUGAUGGAGACCAUCCGGAUCCGCCGAGCCGGCUACCCCAUCCGCUACACGUUUGUGGAGUUCGUGGACCGGUACCGGGUGCUCAUGCCAGGGGUGAAGCCAGCAUACAAGCAGGGUGACCUGCGUGGGACAUGCCAGCGCAUUGCUGAAGCAGUGCUCGGGAAGGAUGAUGACUGGCAGAUCGGCAAGACAAAGAUAUUCCUGAAAGACCACCACGACAUGCUGCUGGAGAUCGAGAGAGACAAGGCCAUCACAGACAAAGUCAUCCUCAUCCAGAAGGUGGUCCGUGGGUUUAAAGACAGGUCCAAUUUCCUGAAAGUGAGAAAUUCAGUCCUGAUGAUUCAGAGGUACUGGCGUGGACAUAACUGCAGGAAGAACUACGGUGCUAUGCGGAUCGGCUUCCUGAGACUGCAGGCCCUCUACCGAUCCCGCAAGCUCCACAAGCAGUACCACAUGGCUCGCCGGCGGAUCAUCGAGUUUCAGGCACGAUGCCGGGGCUACCUGGUCCGUAGGGCUUUCCGCCACCGCCUCUGGGCUGUCCUCACCGUCCAGGCAUACGCCCGGGGCAUGAUCGCCCGAAGGCUGUAUAAGCGCCUCCGGGGAGAAUACCACCGACGCCUGGAAGCAGAGAAACUUCGGCUGGCGGAAGAGGAACGACUCCGAAAGGAGAUGAGUGCCAAGAAAGCUAAAGAGGAAGCAGAAAAGAAGCACCAAGUACGCCUGGCCCAGCUGGCACGGGAAGAUGCAGAGAGAGAAGUAAAGGAGAAGGAGGAAGCACGUCGGAAGAAAGAGCUCUUAGAAAAAAUGGAGAAAGCUCGCAACGAGCCCGUGAACGACUCAGAAAUGGUGGACAAAAUGUUCGGAUUUCUGGGGACAACCUCCUCCUUGCCUGGCCAGGAAGGACAGGCACCCAAUGGCUUUGAGGAUCUUGAGCAAGCCCAGAAGGAGCUGGAGGAAGAGGACCUGGAUGCAGCAUUGCCUCUCCCUGAGGAAGAGGAGGAAGAUCUCUCAGAGUACAAAUUUGCCAAGUUUGCCGCCACGUAUUUCCAGGGCACGACGACACACACCUACAUCCGCCGACCUCUCAAGCAGCCUCUCUUGUACCACGAAGAUGAAGGAGACCAGUUGGCAGCACUUGCUGUAUGGAUCACUAUCCUCCGUUUCAUGGGAGACCUCCCUGAGCCGAAGUAUCAUACAGCCAUGAGUGACGGUGGCGAGAAGAUACCAGUAAUGACAAAAAUCUAUGAGACUCUUGGGAAGAAAACCUAUAAGAAAGAACUGCAGGCUCUGCAGGGAGAAGGAGAGGUAACUGCUGCGGCUGUAAAAGAAACGCUUACUCAUAUUGAUGGGCACAAGAAGAACAGUGUGCGGCACAAACUGGUCUCCUUAACACUCAAGAAGAAAUCCAAACUGACGGAGGAGACAACAUAG